GUAGACGAACAGUUCCAGGUCAAACUUGCAACUUGAGUAAGCUUUCCUCAAAAAUGGCUGGCAUAAGCUCCGAAAAAAAUUACCGUUUUAAGAUUCUGGACGACGUUUUGAUUGCGACAUUAGACUCGAAAAGUGCCAAAGUCAAUUCUCUUAAUUUAUCUUCAAGCUCUGAAUUCAAAUCUUUUUUAAAUGAGCUCGAGGCGAAUACAUCUUUAAAAUCAGCGGUCAUAAUAUCGGGUAAACCAGGAUGCUUCAUUGCCGGAGCUGAUAUAGACAUGUUGGAAAGAUGUCAAAACAUAGAUGAAGCUAUAAAUAUAUCGAAAGAAGGGCAAGAUAUCUUUAACCAGUUGGAGAGUAGUAUAAAGCCUAUUGUAGCAGCAAUUAAUGGAGUUUGUCUCGGUGGAGGCCUUGAAUUGGCUUUGGCAUGUCAUUACCGUAUAGCAACGAAAGAUCGUACAACGAAGCUUGGUACCCCGGAGGUCCUAUUGGGACUUCUUCCUGGAAGUGGUGGUACUGUAAGGCUUCCGAAGAUUACUAAUUUAACAAAAGCAUUGGAUUUAGAACUUUCAGGAAAACAAAUAUCUGCAGAACAAGCAAAAAAAAUUGGUUUAGUAGAUAUGUUGAUAGAUCCCUUGGGACCUGGACUAGAAUCUGCUGAUAAAAACACAAUUGAAUACCUGGAACGUGUGGCGAUCCAGGUGGCCAGAAGUAUUGCUAAUCGAAACUUGAAGGUUAAACGAGACAGCAAAAAAUUAACAGAUCAGGUUUCGCACUUCGCCAUAAACCUGGAAUUUGUCAAAAAUAAAAUAUUUAACACAGCACGAAGCCGAAUAAUAAAAUUCACAAAUGGUCUAUACCCAGCACCUUUAAAAAUUCUUGAUGUUAUAAGAACAGGUAUCGACGAGGGUUCAUCCGCUGGAUACAAGGCCGAAAGCAGAGCCUUUGGAGAGUUAGCUAUGACUCCAGAAUCAAGAGGACUUAUAGGCCUUUUUCGUGGUCAGACUGAAUGUAAAAAAAAUCGCUUCGGGGAUACAGUGGAAGAUAUCAAAACGGUUGGUGUACUUGGUGCUGGUCUUAUGGGAGCGGGCAUAGCCCAGGUAUCGAUAAAAAAUGAAUAUCAAGUUGUAAUAAAAGAUACGUCCUAUGCUGGACUCGCGCGAGGUAUGGAACAGAUCCAUAAAGGAAUUGAGAGCCAGGUUAAACGAAAUAAAAUCAGCAAAUUUAAGCGCGAUCAAAUGCUCUCGAAUUUGAAGCCUACUCUUAGUUAUGAAAAAUUAAAAAACGCAGAUAUGGUUAUAGAGGCAGUGUUCGAAGACAUACAAGUUAAGCAUGCGGUUAUAUCCGAGUUAGAGGCUGUAGUGCCCUCACAUUGUAUAAUUGCUACAAAUACAAGUGCUAUCCCUAUCAAAGUAAUAGCCGAAGGAAGCUCACGACCUGAAAAUUUGAUUGGCAUGCAUUAUUUUUCACCUGUUGACAAGAUGCAAUUACUCGAAAUAAUUACACAUUCUCAAACGUCUAAAGAAACUACUGCUAAAGCUGUUGCAGUGGGCCUCAAACAAGGAAAAGUUGUAAUAACUGUAAAUGAUGGGCCCGGGUUUUAUACGACACGGAUUUUAUCAACUAUUUUAUCUGAAGGAAUCAG
Messenger RNA from Rhagoletis pomonella (apple maggot), 1642 nucleotides. RefSeq names its product trifunctional enzyme subunit alpha, mitochondrial (gene Mtpalpha). Gene Ontology annotation, biological process: fatty acid beta-oxidation. The record is from RefSeq and is a predicted model, not a curated record. NCBI's taxonomy places the organism in Eukaryota, Metazoa, Arthropoda, Insecta, Diptera, Tephritidae. Gene Ontology annotation, molecular function: enoyl-CoA hydratase activity; long-chain (3S)-3-hydroxyacyl-CoA dehydrogenase (NAD+) activity; NAD+ binding. Gene Ontology annotation, cellular component: mitochondrial fatty acid beta-oxidation multienzyme complex.